AAAAAACCCCAAAGAAGAAUGAAGUUGAGAUUAAAGAGAAGAGGCAGAGAGAUAGUCAGAUAGAUCUUCCCACCUAUCUUCACUCAUUCUGACACCGACACAUAUCGGUCCCCUUCCCAUCUCCCUCUUAAACCCUAUCUCUUUCUCAACUAUGCCUUAAUCUCAACAUUAAUCUCUGUCUUCAUCUCCUUCCUUUAUUGGGAAACUCCGACUUCUCCUGUAAAUUGUACUACCCCCUGAUUUGCAUUUUCUCGAGAAACAAAUAAUAAUAAUAAUAAUUCAAUAUAACUUUCUCCGUCUUGUCGGUCACGUUUUGUUCCUCGUAGCUAAAAAAUCAGCUUUCUUGAACUCCGUAAAGGUGAAAGCUUGAGAUUAUGCAGAAGAAACGAGAGAUCUGUGAGUACAGAGAUAAGUUGGACAAGACCUUGUCUUCUCCUGAACUCACCAAUCUCGACUCUCUCAAAUCUCUUCUCAGAAACCAGCUUAAAGAGUGUAAUGAGAAUAUAUUGGAUAAAAGAACAGAUGAAGUAUCCAAGGUACUUAGCAAGCUUAGGAGUGUAUCCAUGACGGAUCAUCUUGAUGUUACUAAAUCAACCAACGAUGGUGAUUGGAAAUUAAAACAUGAUCUUGAAGAUUGCCGUGUUAUGUACCGUGAAGGGCUUGAUGGAAGUCCUUUUCACACUAUGCUUGUUGAAGGUUACAUGGAUGGGCCUAUCCACGAAUGUUUAUGUGUAUCUUGGGAAACAACUCUCUACAAGAAAUGGUGGCCACAGUUUUCAUUUCCACCAUUCAGGAUCUUAAAAAGCACAUGCUUGCAAAAGGUCGGAGUUGGUGAACAGAUUUGUUUAGCGAGGAUGAAGGUACCAUGGCCAUUGACGGACAGAGAGAUUAUUGUGCAUUAUUUCUUUUUUGAAUACUUUAAAGAUGGCUUAGUCGUCAUCCUUUUGAACUCGAUCUCUGAUUUAGAUGGCAUUGGAGUGUCCUCUAAGGACUUCGUUAUACCUGAAUCACCGGAUGCAGUGAGGAUCGAUCUCGUAGGCGGAUUUGUUUUACAAAAGGUUACUCCACAGAGGAGUUACUUCAGAACGAUAGGGGAGAUGGAUAUAAAGCUGGACUUGAUGCCUCCAUCUCUUAUUAAUUUUAUAACUAGGCAGCUCAUUGGCAACGGUUUCAGACUCUAUAAAAAGUCAGUUGCUUCCGUAGCUAAAUUUGAUGAAGAUUAUAGCAGAGCUUUAGAUGAUCCUUUGUACACUAAGAUACGCCAAGCUCUGUAUUCAACUGAUAAAACAAUCGAGGAAGGACCAAAGUUGGAAGCAACUGAAGUGAAUGGCAAUUCUCUGCCAAAGAAGGAACACAAGAAUCAUGGAGAUGCUAGUGAAAACAAACCUGUCCAUUACAGAAAAACUGUUACAGAGAUUGAGGAAGAAGAAGAUUAUGAGGAAAGCGUUUCUUCGGAGGAUGGAACCAAGACUGAUGUUGAUAUGAGAAGACGGUUUUGCGUCAGUCCAGAGGUGGAACAAGCGUUAGGGACACUAGAUAGAGUUAUAUACAUGGUUAGAAAUAUAACGCCUGUCCAAGAAGCCGAAGAAUUGUCGCCUGAUAGAUCAGAGGACCAGGCAAAGCGAGUAAGUUUAUUAGAAACCAUUACAAGUGUUCCUCAAAAAUCACAGAGGCAAGAUCACUCAACGGUCACACAAGAAGAGACAAGUAAUGGUCAAGAAGAGAAUAGAGAGAAGGAUACAGGACAAGAGCUGGGGAUCGUAAAUAAAGGUAAGAGCUCGAGCUUGCAGAGAAAACGUAAAGCUCGCUGCUUUGCUUUCAGAUCCUGGCUCUGAAGUGAACCCCAAAGUUUUCAUUUUCUUGCAAGAGUUUCACGAGAGAAAAAACUGGAUCGCUGUUUACAUUUUUACUUGUAAUUGUAAAACUCUCUUCUCAUUUGUAUGAUUCAUGAAGUGUGUGCAUUCUUUUU
Camelina sativa (false flax) is the source of this 1969-nucleotide messenger RNA. RefSeq lists its product as uncharacterized. NCBI's taxonomy places the organism in Eukaryota, Viridiplantae, Streptophyta, Magnoliopsida, Brassicales, Brassicaceae. The record is from RefSeq and is a predicted model, not a curated record.